AAAACCGCCGUCUCCGGAGCAAAGGAAAGACGGGGCCUUUCACUCCUCUUCCUCUCCCCCUCACCAGAGUCGUCCUGAGUCCUGACCUACCCAAGCCUCCAAUCCAAUCCAAUCCGGCCGCCGCGGCGUGGCCUAGCCUCGCCGCCGGCCCCUCACCCGCGUCGCCGGCCCCGUCCUAGCCCCCACCGCCGUCUCCGCCCGCAGCCACGGGCGGUUACUAUUUGAGGACCGGCGCCGAAGUCUGAGUUGAGCGCUUUCCGCGAAGGUUUCGGAGAGCCGGAUUGCCUGUCUGGGUGUUCUUCAAGGUUGAGCUCAGAACAGCAUGUCCAAGAUGCCAAAUCCAGAGAAGAAGUUGUUCAGGAUGCCAAGCGCAGAUGCCGAGAUGGCUGCACUGCACAAGGAAUGGGAUGAUGCUCGGUGUCCAAUUUGCAUGGACCAUCCUCACAAUGCUGUACUUCUGUUGUGCAGUUCUCAUGACAAAGGAUGCAGAUCCUACAUAUGUGAUACAAGCUACAGACACUCAAAUUGCCUAGACAGAUUCAGGAAAAUGAAAGUGAACCGCAUGGACAGUUCAUCACAGCCAAGCUCUUCCUUGCCUGGAGAUACAAGUAACCAAAAUGCUUCACAGAGAUCCCAUCUCGGUCCCAGUAGAGGGAGCCCCAGGCUGUUAAUCGAUGUACCUGAAUUCCGUGAAAAUCUCAGUCAUGAACAUGUCAUCCGUAGCCCUGCAGCCGUAUCUGGACAACAAGAAGGAACUAACUAUAAUCAAGGUCCAGUAACAUUGGAAGCUCUUAUGGGACAAGUGACUGGGCAAGUCGAGUCAGCUGAGGCAUCCAACUCAAACGAAUUGAUGUGCCCACUGUGUAGGGGUGCUGUGAAGGGCUGGGAGAUCAUCAAAGAUGCCAGACAGUACCUGGAUGAGAAGCCAAGAAGCUGCUCGCGGGAAGCAUGCGCAUUUUCUGGUACCUAUGGUGCGCUCCGUAGACAUGCCAGGAGGGUGCACCCCACUACCAGGCCUGCUGAUGUGGACCCAUCAAGGCGCCGCGCGUGGCACCGCCUGGAGAACCAGCGAGAGUAUGGUGACAUAAUGAGCGCAAUCAGGUCGGCUAUGCCUGGGUCAGUUGUGCUUGGAGAUUACGUCAUUGAAGGUGGGCCAAGUGUAGAUGAGCGUGAAGACGGUGGGCCAAGUGAGCGAAGCGGGUCUCUGUUGACAACGUUCUUUCUAUUCCAUAUGAUGAACAGUGGUCCGCUGAGAUCAGGAGACGAGCCAAGAGCCUCAUCAAGGGCCCUGAGAAGGCAGAGGCGCCGCUACCUGUGGGGAGAGAACUUGCUAGGCCUCCAAUACGACGACGACGACGAUGAUGAGGAUGAGGAUAGCCUAGACGAGGAGGUUCAGAGGCCCAGGACUCGCAGGAGGUUCGUGAGGUCAAGGUCGGAGGAGCGGCGCUGACGCGUGGGCGACCAUGCCGAGGCGCUAGGUGACAUGCUGCUUCAGUCAAAUGCCUAAAGUGCAGCACGGAUCCUUGCGCUGGAAGAUCCAGGUCAACCGUGUCGCGUUUAAAGGGUUGGAUGGUUGGCCGCACAAGGCAUGACCAUCCUCAGGGCAUAUGCUGGAACGUGUGCUCGCUCGCUGUUGUGACCGAAGCUGCUCUUGAUGCACCUCGCGUUGUUUGCUCGGCGUGUUACCUAUAUCCGUAUCUAUUGUAUAUAUAGUGUUGGAAGCUAGUACCAUUUACCGAAUUCGUGCAUGUACUCUUUUGCACUUGGUAUCUUUGUUCAAUUGAAGCUGGUAGGGAUUGCAUUUGGCCCUGA
This is a messenger RNA of Triticum urartu, 1812 nucleotides long. Its product is annotated as cellulose synthase, putative (DUF1644). Lineage: Eukaryota; Viridiplantae; Streptophyta; Magnoliopsida; Poales; Poaceae. The record is from RefSeq and is a predicted model, not a curated record.